Limanda limanda (common dab) is the source of this 1827-nucleotide messenger RNA. RefSeq names its product UTP18 small subunit processome component (gene utp18). The record is from RefSeq and is a predicted model, not a curated record. Lineage: Eukaryota; Metazoa; Chordata; Actinopteri; Pleuronectiformes; Pleuronectidae. Bases 63 to 1667 code for a protein of 534 amino acids. The transcript is spliced from 13 exons. Gene Ontology annotation, biological process: rRNA processing. Gene Ontology annotation, molecular function: protein binding. Gene Ontology annotation, cellular component: Pwp2p-containing subcomplex of 90S preribosome; small-subunit processome.
CGUAGUAGGAAUAAACACAUGUGCGAUCACGUUGAAGCUGAAGCUUCUUUCAGAUCAGAAACAUGGAGGAAGUGAAGGAGCCGAGGAGAGCCAGGAAGAGAGGCCGGGUGGAGGCCAAGGGACCCGGGCAGGAGGGCACCGGCCCCGGGGAGCAGAGCACCGGGGAGCAGGAGCAGAGGAAGCGGGGGAACGCUCGCAGCGUGGCCGGGCUGCGGGAGGACGACGCCUCGGUGCGGCUGCUGGAGCAGCUGCUGUUCGGGACCGAGGACGAGCUGCGGGACCGGAUCCUGGAGGAGGACGAAGACGCAGCUGAACGUUUGUCUUUGGAAGACGAAGACGUUGAGUCUGAGGAGGACGAGGCUCGUCUGCAGCACCGACCAAUCAGAGAGGCCGCCUGGGUGGACGAGGACGACGAGCUGGAGGAAGAGGUGGACAUGAAGCAUCGUUACCGUAAAGACCUGAUGAGAGGAGACGCCGAAUCGGUCAUGACCACACACAAGCUUCAGCAGAGGAUGAGAGAGCAGUUUCAGAAGUCAAUGGGCGGAGCUCCAUUGUGGGCGGAGAGCAGCGGGAAGAAGAAGAAGAAGAACAACGCAGCUGAGGACGAAGACGACGAUGAUGAUGAUGAUGAUGAGGAGGACGACCUGCUGAGGAGGACAGGAAACUUUGUGGCGUCUCCAGAGCGUUUGUCCAGCGGCAUCUUAAGAAUGAAGAAGUGUCUUCCCGCCAACAGCGCUCGUCCAUCCGAGGACAGACUGUCCACUGUCCAGUUCCACCCCUCCGCUCAAGUCGUCAUGACAGCUGGCCUCGACCAAUCAGUGUCCCUCUUUCAGGUGGACGGGAAGACAAACCCAAAGAUCCAGAGCAUCCACCUGGAGCGGUUCCCUGUCCACAAGGCGCAGUUCAGCGUGGACGGCGAGACGGUGAUCGCCACCGGUCUGAGGAACAAGAUGUUCUACCUGUACGACAUGAUGGAGGGCCGGGUCACACCUGUCCACACUGUCAGAGGUCUGAAUGAAAACAGAGUGAAGGAGUUCUCAGUUUGUCCUGAUGGAGGCGCUCUGCUGCUCACUGGGACUCGUGGGUACCUGCACCUCCUCACACUCAAGACGAAGGAGGUGGUUCGCAGCAUGAAGAUCAACGGGGACGUCAGCGGCGUCGCCUUCUCCCACGACGGCAGCAAAGUCUUCAUCAACUCAGAGGAGGGGGAGGUGUACGUGUGGGACGUGCGCAGCAGUCGUUGUUUGAACAAGUUCACAGAUGACGGAUGUGUGAAGGGGACGUCCAUCGCCGCCUCUCGGAACGGCCAGUACCUGGCCUGCGGCUCUCAGUCGGGGGUGGUCAACAUCUAUUCUCAAGAGGCGUGUCUUAACUCAGCCAAUCCGAAGCCUCUGAAGGCCGUGAUGAACCUGUUGACCUCAGUGACCUCCCUGACCUUCAACCCCACCUCUGAAAUUCUGGCCAUGGCGUCCCGAGCUGAAGACGAGGCUGUAAGGCUGGUCCACCUGUCCAGCCUCAGCAUCUUCUCCAACUUCCCCGUCUCCAAGAGGAACAUUGUUUAUCGAGCAAGCUGCCUGGACUUCUCCCCACAUAGCGGCUUCUUCUCAUUGGCUAACAACAAAGGACACGCCCCCCUCUUCAGGUUGUUACAUUACAAAGACUUCUGAGGAGAAACUUCACAAACUCUGAAGAUGGAAACUGCACCGACGACCAGGUGCUGAUGAAGAGGAGGUGAUGAAGAGGAGCUGGGCCUGAGGUUGUUUAUAGAAAAUGUGCAAUUACCUCUUGUGUGUUUUUAUUAUUUGUAUAAAAACUAAAUCAGUUCAA